Molecule: messenger RNA, 3093 nt
Organism: Brassica napus (rape)
Lineage: Eukaryota; Viridiplantae; Streptophyta; Magnoliopsida; Brassicales; Brassicaceae
Exons: 8
Coding region: 1-3093 (1030 amino acids)
Molecular function (GO): nucleic acid binding; zinc ion binding
Source: RefSeq, a predicted model, not a curated record
AUGGAAGGGUUCGCGUUCCUGUUCCGGAUUCCUAAAGCUGCAACAAAACACAGAGUUAUUACUCAGCGUCUCUGGCAAAUUAAAGGUCAGACCAUGUUUGUUGAUAAGUGGGAACCAGGCAUUGUGCCAUCAAAACCGGAGCUCACCUCAGCGCCGAUCUGGUUGGAGCUUAGGAAGGCGCCUUUCCAAUUCUUUAACGAGGAUGGAUUAGAACGUAUCGCAGGACUGGUGGGUCAUCCUAAGUUCUUACACCCUACCACUGCGAAUAAGACUAACCUAGAGGUGGUAAAGGUGUUCACCAUCAUCGAUCCUAGGAAGCCUCUCCCUGAAGCUGUGAAUGUCCAAUUUGAGUCUGGAGAAAUCAGUAGAGUUUUGGUUUCAAGCCCAUGGAUGCCACCGGUUUGUGAAUCAUGCAGGGAGGUUGGUUAUAUUGUGAAACGAUGCCCUUCUGCAGUUAAGCUAUGUUCUUUUUGUAACUCAGAGGGUCACUUCCCAGCUAAUUGUCCCAAGAAGCAGAAAAAUGAGCCUAAUGUUAGGAAGACUCGGAGAGGAAGAUCUAAAGAAAAGCAGGCAUGGAAGGAGGUGGAUAAAGUUGCGGCUGUGCAGACUGAGCUGCACAAAUCUCAACUUGGAACGGCGAAAGAUAAGGUUGUAGGUGAAUCUUGUAACACGCCCUUCUACCUUCUACCUUCUACCGACUCUGAUUUGGAGGAAGGAGAGCUUAGUAAGCAUGAUUUGGAAUUGGGUUUUCAGGUUGUGCGGAAUAAAAAGAAGUUUUCAGAAUGGUAUGCUGAAGAUAACUACGAUUUCUCUACACUUGGGAAAAUUUGGCUUGUCUGGCAUCCUUCUCUCUCAGUUAAUAUUAUUUCUAAGUCGCUCCAGAUGAUCACUGCUGAGGUUACUUGGCCUUCUACUACCCAGUCUAAGCUGUUCAUCUCUACUGUUUACGCUUCAAAUGAUCCUGCCGAGCGUGGUCUUCUCUUGUCGGAGAUAUCAGCCCUCUCUGCAUCGCAUGGAAUGGACACGAAACCAUGGUUGAUGGUCAGGGACUUCAACCAAAUCAGAGAUCCCUUGGAGCACUCAUUAAUCCCUACUCUAAACAUGGAUAAGAGAAUCAGAGACUUCAAUCUUUGUCUCCUUGAUGCUAACUUGGACGAUCUGAACUUCAGGGGCACAACUUUUACAUGGUGGAACAAGCGCAACCCAGACUUCUCGGACCACGCGGUCAUCUCUAUCACGCUAGACCCUGCCAGAAUAAGGGCUAAGAAACCUUUCAGAUUCUACAAUUUCCUUACUCAAAACCCGGAGUUUCUUGUUACUAUCGGCACCAGCUGGUUCUCUUUCAACGUUACUGGAUCGGCAAUGUACAGAGUCGCAAGGAAGCUGAAGCUCUUGAAAAAUUUGAUCAGCGAGUUCAGUAAUCAGAACUACUCGGGAAUAGAAAAAAAGAUGGCUCUGGCUCACGAGAAACUUAUCCAAGCGCAAUCUGCUAUGAUAUCCAUCCCAGAUCGAGCAUCAGUUGGCUCUCUUGUGGGGAUGGAAACUCUAGACUCUUUCAUCGAUAUGCAGAAUCCCGUCAGGCCGUUAAUCACAUUCAUUUCCUUAUCGCCGACUCUGGGGAGCGCAUUGAAUCUCAAGCUAAUAUCAAGCUUUGGAAAACCAUUCUCAGUGGAGAAUAUAAGGAAUGCGUUCUUCUCUUUGCCUAAGAAUAAAUCUGGUUGCCCUGAUGGUUACUCGGCGGAAUUCUUUAUUGCAUCUUGGUCGAUCGUUGGGGCUGAAGUUACGGAAGCUGUACUGGAAUUCUUCCGUUCUGGCCGUCUCUUAAAGCAAUGGAACUCAGCAAACCUGCUCCUGGCAUCUAGGCUCAAAGAGAUUCUCCCGCUGCUGGUUUCUAAAGCACAAUCAGCUUUCCUUCCCGGGCGUCUUUUAGCGGAGAAUGUACUGCUCGCAACGGACCUGGUUAAUGGCUACAACACUCAACCUGUCUCUCCUAGAGGCAUGCUCAAGGUAGACUUAAGGAAAGCGUUCGACUGUGUUCGUUGGGACUUCAUCAUUGCUACUCUCCGGGCUAUUGACAUACCUGCGAGUUAUAUACGUCUCAUCUCUGAGUGCUUAUCAACGGCGUCCUUCUCGGUUUCGGUAAAUGGAGUAACGGGUGGAUUCUUUCAAAGCACUAAAGGAAUCAGACAGGGCGAUCCGCUCUCUCCGUAUCUAUUUGUGCUGGCCAUGGAGGGUCUGUCUCGGCUUCUUUUGUCGCGAUAUGAAGUGGGCAUUAUUGGUUUUCAUCCGAGAACAGAGCAAUUCAAGAUCUCACACCUAAUGUUCGCUGAUGAUGUGAUGGUCUUUUUUGACGGAAUGAGUAAAAGCUUACAUGGAAUCACGGAAUGCCUCGAUGAUUUCGCUUCCUGGUCUGGGCUACACAUGAACAAUACCAAAACAGAGCUUUUCACGGCAGGGCUGGACCAAUCGGAAUCCGCGGCUAUAGCCAGCUACGGAUUCCCUUAUGGUCAAUUCCCUAUCAGAUACUUCGGGCUCCCACUCAUGAGCAGAAAGCUAAAAAUCUCUGAGUACUCUCCUUUGAUGAUCAAGACCUCCAACAGGUUACAGUCAUGGUCGGCAAAACUCUUAUCAUUCGCUGGGCGGUUGCAGCUUCUCAGGACUGUCAUUUUCGGCAUAGUCACCUUCUGGAUCUCAGCUUUUAUUCUCCCUAAAGGAUGCAUAAAGAGUAUCGACGCCCUUUGUUCCAGAUUCCUUUGGUCUGGAAAUAUCGACAAGAGAGGUCUGGCAAAAAUUGCCUGGCGAACAGUUUGUCUGCCGACAGAGGAAGGAGGUCUUGGUCUUAGGAGUCUCUUAGUCUGGAACCAGGUCCUGUGUCUCAAGUUUAUCUGGUUAUUACUAUCGAAAACUCCAUCGCUAUGGGUAGAUUGGCAUUGGAGUAUUCAUUUGAAUGAUAAAUCUUUUUGGACCGUAAAAGCUUCUGCAACUGACUCCUGGGCCUGGAAGAAGCUUCUGGACCUCAGACCGUUGGCGCUUCAGUUCUGUAAAACCAGGCUCGGCAAUGGAAGGUCCGCAAGCUUCUGGUUUGACGCUUGA